This is a messenger RNA of Sphaerulina musiva SO2202, 3281 nucleotides long. RefSeq names its product histidine biosynthesis trifunctional protein. Gene Ontology annotation, biological process: L-histidine biosynthetic process. Bases 14 to 2698 code for a protein of 894 amino acids. The transcript has a single exon. Gene Ontology annotation, cellular component: cytoplasm. Gene Ontology annotation, molecular function: metal ion binding; histidinol dehydrogenase activity; phosphoribosyl-ATP diphosphatase activity. Lineage: Eukaryota; Fungi; Ascomycota; Dothideomycetes; Mycosphaerellales; Mycosphaerellaceae. The record is from RefSeq and is a predicted model, not a curated record.
GUCGAUAGUGACCAUGGCCUCCCAACGAUCGCCACCAUUCCUGGCUGCCAUUGACCUGGCCUCGUAUCACGGCGUUGAGCAGAUCCAGGCCUCCAAGGAACUCGCAUACGCCGGUGGACUGGUUGCCACAGUCACAACCUCGAAUAUCGAUGCCGCAUUCGCUUUACUGAAGGAUACCGUUGCGCGCUUUUCUGUCUAUCUGGUAGUGUUCGGCUUGGAAUCACAGCAAGACAUUAUCGAUCUUCUUGACGCCGGCGCUGCCAAGGUCUUUGUUCGAAGCCAGCAGGCCGCUGACCUGAAGAAUGUCAAAGGCUUGGAUCUGACGCGAGUCGUAUACUGUCCCACAGCAUCGGUCGGCGAGGACACACAGGCAGUGGAUGGCACAUCUUUUGGCCUUUUCUUGCAGAACGUGGCUAGUGUCGAGCAUGUCAGCAGCAUAUUAAAGGAACUAGGCAGGAACAGGCCGCCCGUCUACAUCUCGAAGCAGCAAAUUACUGAAAAGGAAGCGGUAGAGCUGGGCGGACAAGAUGCUGUACCUAUCAUACCCGCCGCGCAGUUGACCACCGACCCCGAGCCGUCUGCCGAACACGUACGCGUAGCCUCACUACUCCUGGCCCAAGUAAGUAGCGACCGACCGGAUGGACUGUACACGACACUUGUUACGGACGAGCGAGGAGUGGCACUUGGAUUGGUGUACAGCAAUGAAGAGAGCGUGGCCGAGAGUUUGAGAACAGGACGCGGUGUAUACCACAGUCGUAAGCGAGGGCUUUGGAGGAAAGGUGAAACCAGCGGAGAUUGGCAAGAGCUAUUGAGGAUAGAUGCCGAUUGUGAUCAGGAUACACUAUGCUUUGUUGUGCGGCAGCAGGGGCACGGCUUCUGCCACCUGCAGACAGCGACGUGCUUUGGUCAUUACCGGGGCCUGUCAAAGCUGCAGCAGACACUGGAAAGCAGGAAACGUUCUGCGCCUGAGGGGUCAUACACAGCGCGACUGUUUAAUGACUCGAAGAUGCUUAACGCAAAAAUCAUGGAGGAGGCUUCCGAACUGACAGAGGCGCAGACGAAGCAGGACAUCGCCUUCGAGGCAGCUGACGUGCUGUACUUCACCCUGACCAAAGCUGUGGCUGCGGGCGUCAGUCUGGCAGAUAUCGAGCGAAAUUUGGAUGCGAAGAGUGUCAAGGUGAAACGAAGGAAAGGCGAUGCCAAAGGACCAUAUGCAGAGAAGUUUGGCGUCAUCCCAUCUGCCAACGAGUCCACACCUGUCAACGGUACGCUGGCAUCCAAUGGCAAAGCUUCUGAAGAGGAAAUCAAGGAAGCCGAGUCGAAGCCUAAGAGCAAGGACGAUCCUGCCGGACUCAACAAGGACGGCCGCAUCCAGAUGAACAGACUGACCACGUCGGAAUCCACUCCUGAGGCCGUUCGUGAGGCCCUCAAGCGUCCAUCGCAGCGAUCGACGGAGAAGAUCAUGGGCAUUGUCAACCCUAUCAUCAAGGACAUUCGCGAGAGAGGCGACACUGCUCUGCUCGAGUAUACGCACAAAUUCGAAAAGGCCACAUCAUUGACAACGCCUGUACUGAAGGCGCCAUUCCCGCAGAGCCUUAUGCAACUGCCGCCUGAAACUAUCGAAGCAAUCGAUAUCUCGUAUGAGAAUAUCCGCAAGUUUCACGCAGCGCAGAAGGAGACUAAGCCUCUCGAAGUGGAGACGAUGCCUGGAGUCAUCUGCUCACGAUUCGUGCGGCCGAUUGAGAACGUCGGUUUAUAUGUUCCUGGUGGCACAGCUGUCUUGCCAUCGACCGCGCUCAUGCUUGGCGUACCUGCUCAAGUUGCUGGCUGCAAGCGGAUAGUGCUGGCCUCACCGCCACGUGCGGACGGAAAGCUUACCCCUGAAAUUGUGUAUUGCGCUCACAAGGUUGGCGCGGAAAGCAUUGUACUUGCUGGUGGUGCUCAGGCCGUCGCUGCUAUGGCAUACGGCACCGAAAACGUGACCAAAGUCGACAAGAUUCUGGGACCGGGCAAUCAAUUUGUGACUGCUGCCAAGAUGAUUGUUAGCAAUGAUACGAGCGCGAAUGUUAGCAUCGACAUGCCUGCCGGGCCAUCGGAAGUGCUGGUCAUUGCAGACAAGACGGCGAAUCCAGCAUUCGUUGCCAGUGAUCUUCUGUCACAGGCCGAGCACGGUGUCGAUUCCCAGGUGGUCCUCAUUGCCGUCGGCUUGACCGAGCCCGAGGUGCAAGCUAUCGAAGAUGAACUACACCAGCAGGCCAUGGCACUACCUCGUGUGGACAUGGUGCGCGGUGCUAUUAGCCACUCUGUGACGUUGAUCGUCAAGGACAUUGAGGAGGCUAUGGAGUUGAGCAACCAAUACGCUCCUGAGCACCUGAUAUUGCAGGUGAAGGAUCCUGUCGCUGUACGCGAAAUGGUGCAAAACGCUGGAUCUGUAUUCUGUGGAGAGUGGACACCUGAGUCGGUGGGCGACUACUCUGCUGGCGUGAACCACUCUUUGCCCACAUAUGGCUACGCGAAGCAGUACUCUGGCGUCAAUCUAGCCAGCUACGUGAAGCACAUUACUUCGUCGAACUUGUCUCCGGAAGGCCUCCGUAAUGUCGGCAAGGCCGUUAUGCAGCUCGCGAAGGUGGAGCAAUUAGAGGCUCACCGUCGUGCAGUUGAGCUUCGAUUGGAGUUUCUAGAUCAGCGCGCGGCUUGAGGGAUAAUUGCUCUGAAAAGUACAGUAUACAAACAGCAAUGUUGUUGAUCCAAUAACUGCUAUCCCAAUGAUUGUUAGCCCUAUGUUGUUCGUAGCUGCUGAGAUUGGUGAUUACUUGGUAACUCAGAAUGGGGUCUGCCCUUCACCCUGCCGGGAAAGAUUGUCCACGAAUCUCAGAGUCAGACGUCGGCGCAUAUCCAGCCAGAACCUACUGAAUACCAUUCUCCUUAAAGACACAACUCCUACAACCUCCGAACAGUCCGCUCAAUUCACUUCUCCCAGCGGCCACGAAUCAGCAAUGGACACCGUCGUCUUCCCACCUAGCUUAUACGAUGGUCUUCUCGAGUCUGUUCGAUUUGAUGAUCCCGAAGAAGUCCUGCAGAGGAUAGAGCGCCGCACCAUCUCAGCUUGUCACCCGGACACGCCCAGCGGAACGACUACUACCUCCUAUGAUGACUAACACGGUCUUGUUCUUGGCAAAGCACUGAUCAUCUGGCUUUGGCGGCCCGCCGGCCAGCUGGUCAAAGCUGCUAGCCGAGUGGAUCAUCCUCCAGGCGCCAAUCCACUGUAUACAGUUCAUUAU